GUCUCUCUGGCUCAGCCUAGUAAACUGGGAAACAAAAUAAAACACAAAGCAAGGAAAUUCAGUGUUCUUCUCACUGCAACUCUUUCCCACUCUCAUGGCAGCUUCUAUUCAUCACCCCUCUGCCUCUUUAAAAAAUUACAGGACAAGCCCUGUGUCUAUAAACUUGCAUUCACAGUGCUGCCACUCGAGUAUCAGCUCUAUCUCGUUUACUUUGCGGAGCCAUAAACCCAAGCUCAAGCUUUACUUGGUACCAGCUAUUUCAACUUUUGGCAGCCGCCAAUUUAUGUUGAAACCUUUUGCUGCAGUUGAUUCAUUGGAAACCCAUGUCUCUCCUCAUCAAGAUAAUGCUGCUUCUGGCUUCCACAGCAAGUCUAAAACAGUGUUUGAUGAAGCAAGUGCCUCUGAUGGUGUUAGAGACUUUGAGAGACAGCUUCAAGAGCUGUUCAAUGAAGUCAGAACUUUAAUUACGACCGGGAAUGAGAAAGAUGCUGUAGAUCUUCUUCAAGCAAAUUAUGAAGGUGUAAAAGAACAGAUGAAUGCUGGUUCAAAAGGCGUGGAAGAAGCUGCUAUUCUUGAUGUCAUCGCCUUGGGUUACAUGGCUGUUGGAAAUUUUAAGUUUGUACGGUCUCUGCUCGAUGUGAUUAGUGAGAUUAUAGAUGAUCAAAACGAUGAUGAACCCCUUCUCGACUCUAUACUUGUGCAUAUGGGAAGCAUGUAUUCAAAUUUGGGGGAGUUCGAGAAAUCCUUGCUUGUUAAUAAAAGAGUUACGGAUAUUCUAGAUAACAAACAUGGUAAAAAUAGUCUUGUCCUUGUCACACCAUUGUUGGGAAUGGCAAAAGUUCUUAGUUCUAGUGGGAAAGCUACACAAGCAGUCGAUAUUUAUCAUCGUGUGAUUCGCAUCUUGGAACUAAAUAGAGGUGUUGAAAGUGAGGAUCUUGUUGUACCUUUGUUUGGUCUCGGAAGUCUUUUAAUGAAGGAGAGUAAAGUUACCGGUGCAGAAGACUCUUUUAUUAGAAUUUUAAAUAUAUAUAUACUAAGUUAUAUGGGGAGAAAUGAUGGAAGAGUUGGACUUGCUAUGUGUUCCUUAGCCCAUGCAAAAUGUGCUAGAGGGAAUGCAGAUGCAGCCAUUGAUUUAUACAAAAAGGCUCUCCAGAUAAUGAAAGAUUCAAGUUACUUGUCGUUAGAUGAUAGCAUGAUGGAGAAUAUGCGGAUAGAUUUAGCUGAACUACUUCAUGCUGUGGGAAGAGGAAGAGAAGGUCGGGAGCUGCUGGAGGAAUGUUUAUUGAUCACCGAGAAACUUAAAGGAAAAGACGAUCCCAGCUUAGUUACACACUACCUAAAUCUUGCAGCAUCAUAUUCACAGUCGAAAGAUUUUGUAACGGCCGAACAGUUGUUGAAAGCGAGUUUGGAAAUCAUGACGAAAGCAGAGGGGCCUGACAAUCCGUCCAUCACUUUCCCGAUGCUGCAUCUUGCUGUCACCCUUUACCAUUUAAAGCGGGAUGAAGAAGCUGAACAAAUAGCACUCGAGGCCUUACACAUCCGCGAGAAUGCAUUCGGAAAAGAUUCUCUCCCUGUUGGGGAGGCUUUGGAUUGUUUGGUUUCGAUUCAGACCCGAUUAGGUAAGGGUGAGGCCGAGUUACUAGAGCAGCUCAAGAGAGUUUUGAGGAUUCAAGAGGAAGAGUUUGGGGAUGAGAGUGAGGAGGUUAUGGUAACCCUAAAUAAGGUUGUAUACUAUUUGGAUAAACUAGGGAAGAAGGACGAGAAAUCUGCACUACAAAAAAGGUUGUCUAGACUUCGGAUGAAGUACAAACAAGUUGUUCCAUAUUAAUAUGGCGUAUAGAUCGUCAUAUUCCAAAGUAAACAUCAUAUUCUUGCUCCA
This is a messenger RNA of Hibiscus syriacus, 1879 nucleotides long. Its product is annotated as nephrocystin-3. Gene Ontology annotation, cellular component: chloroplast. NCBI's taxonomy places the organism in Eukaryota, Viridiplantae, Streptophyta, Magnoliopsida, Malvales, Malvaceae. Bases 95 to 1828 code for a protein of 577 amino acids. Gene Ontology annotation, biological process: chloroplast organization. The transcript is spliced from 9 exons. The record is from RefSeq and is a predicted model, not a curated record. Gene Ontology annotation, molecular function: protein binding.